GCAACUGCAAGCCUCCCUCAUCUCAGCGCGCAACGAAUUUCCGUUUCCGCAACCGAGGCCAUCCUCCCAGUCUCUGACCGGAGAAGGUGCUCCGUCGAAGUCCGCCGAGUUUGAUCCCAAAAUUUUCCGUCAAAACUUCAUGAGGCGAAAUGAUUACAACCGCACCGGAUAUGGGCAUAAGGACGAAUGAGCGACCAGUAUUCAAGUGAUAAUUUGAUGCAGAAAUUGAAGGAGAAUGGUAACGUUGAAGCUGGGCGAAGCUUAUGGAUUCUGCUGGGGAGACUCUGAGAAUUGCUUAUGAAGCUCGACAUCAUUUUCCGGAUCGCACAAUUUGGGCUCACUAAUGAAAUCACUCACAAUCCCACUGUUAAUCAGACGCUGGGGGAGAUGGGAGUGAAGAUUAUCCCAGUGAAGGAAGGGAAGAAACAAUACGAUCUGGUUGCGAAGGGCGACGUGGUGGUGCUGUCUGCGUUCGGAGCUCCGGUGCAGGAGAUGAUGCUGCUGACUCAGAAGAAUGUGGAGAUUGCGGACACAACUUGUCCAUGGGUUGCCAAGGUUUGGCAUAGCGUUGAAAAGCACAAGAAGGGAGAAUACGCGUCGAUAAUCCACGAAAUUCAAAUUUGCAGUAUCAUAGGGGUUUGAUCCAGACAAAGAUUUGGAGAGAGUUGGUAUCGCGAAUCAGACAACUAUGUUGAAGAGGGAGAGAGCCGAGAGCCGAGAGCCGAGAGGGAGCCGCGGCCGCGGCCCUCACGCGACUCAGCCGUGUGCGCCGCGGCCCCACCACUGCAGCGGCCCGAGAGCCACGGCCCGGCCACCGAUUUUUUUUUCUUUCUUUUUACCAUUUUUCCUCCAUUUUUCUACCCCAAU
This is a messenger RNA of Salvia splendens (bonfire salvia), 867 nucleotides long. Its product is annotated as 4-hydroxy-3-methylbut-2-enyl diphosphate reductase, chloroplastic. Gene Ontology annotation, molecular function: metal ion binding; 4-hydroxy-3-methylbut-2-enyl diphosphate reductase activity. The coding region runs from base 298 to 642 and encodes 114 amino acids. Gene Ontology annotation, biological process: isopentenyl diphosphate biosynthetic process, methylerythritol phosphate pathway; dimethylallyl diphosphate biosynthetic process. NCBI's taxonomy places the organism in Eukaryota, Viridiplantae, Streptophyta, Magnoliopsida, Lamiales, Lamiaceae. The transcript is spliced from 4 exons. The record is from RefSeq and is a predicted model, not a curated record.